Messenger RNA from Scheffersomyces coipomensis, 330 nucleotides. RefSeq lists its product as uncharacterized. The coding region runs from base 1 to 330 and encodes 109 amino acids. The record is from RefSeq and is a predicted model, not a curated record. The transcript has a single exon. Lineage: Eukaryota; Fungi; Ascomycota; Pichiomycetes; Serinales; Debaryomycetaceae.
AUGAAUUUUAACAAUAUUAUCCAAGAAGGUGAACAAUUAGCUGCUUCUCAAGGUGGUUCCCAAGGUGGUUCCGGUGGUUUAGGUAGUUUACUCUCUGAAGGUGAAAAAUUAGCUGGUGGUUCUUCAGGUUCAGGUUCCGGUUCCGGUUCAAACGUUAACUAUGGUCAAUUAGCUGAUGAUGCUAAAAUUGCCUACGGUGAUUUCUCUAAACAAGAUGGUGGAUCUUUCACUGAUCAUGCUGAACAAACUUACAAGGAUAUCCAAUCUAACCACUCUUCUUCAGGUAACUCUGGUAACUCUGGUAACUCUCAAGGUGGUAACCAAUAUUAG